Molecule: messenger RNA, 2820 nt
Organism: Corylus avellana
Lineage: Eukaryota; Viridiplantae; Streptophyta; Magnoliopsida; Fagales; Betulaceae
Product: chloride channel protein CLC-c
Biological process (GO): transmembrane transport; chloride transport
Cellular component (GO): intracellular membrane-bounded organelle; plant-type vacuole membrane
Molecular function (GO): voltage-gated chloride channel activity
Source: RefSeq, a predicted model, not a curated record
CGUAAAAGUUGGAUUUUUGAGUUUUUUUUUAAGGUUUUAGGUUUCAUCAUCUAAAAUUCAACAUUUGGAAAUAUUCUACGUCUUCUAUAGUUCUAUUUGGGUUGCCGUCUUUCCGAGCUUCCCCCACGCAAGCCAAUACUCCAAAGUCUCUUCUCUCUCUGUCUCUCGCACGCAACACUUGCUCUGCAUGUGGCGUCUUAGAAUUGGACUAGAACAACAUCGCCGCCUUGUCUUUUUCUUCAAUAAGCCGCCAACGUAUAUGGUCACCGUGAUUUGAAGAUGCGUAGAUUUUGUUGAGUUGUAGACACAACAAUUAAGUAUAAUAGUAAGUUGCGGAAAAAGCUCAACCGAGUGUCGACAGUGAGUAAAUGGAUCAAGAAAAUAUUAUGAACCACGGUGAUGAUGUGCAUGACAUUGAAAAUGAGGGUCUGUGGGAUGGGAAGGAGAUUAAGAGGUACUUGUCAGAGGUAUCUGACAAAAACAUAACAUACAAAGAACCAUUUUUGGUGAAAAGGACGAACACCACCUCUCAGAUUGCCAUUGUUGGUGCCAAUGUUUGCCCCAUUGAGAGCCUCGACUAUGAGAUUGUUGAAAAUGAAUUAUUUAAGCAGGACUGGAGGUCAAGGAAGAAGGUUCAGAUAUUUCAGUACGUUUUACUCAAAUGGGCAUUUGCACUUCUUAUUGGGCUAGGUACUGGAAUAGUUGGCUUCUUCAAUAAUAUUGCAGUCGAGAACAUAGCUGGUUUCAAGUUGCUGCUGACUAGUGGUCUCAUGUCUGAGCACAAAUAUUACAAGGCUUUUACAGCAUAUGCUGGUUGCAAUGUGGUUUUAGCUGCCGCUGCUGCAGUUCUUUGUGCUUUCAUUGCUCCAGCGGCAGCAGGUUCUGGUAUUCCUGAGGUGAAAGCCUAUCUCAAUGGCGUGGAUGCUUAUUCAAUGCUAGCUCCAAGCACUCUCUUUGUAAAGAUUUUUGGCUCCAUUCUUGGUGUUUCUGCUGGCUUUGUGGUGGGUAAAGAAGGGCCUAUGGUACACACAGGUGCUUGCAUAGCCAAUUUACUUGGGCAAGGUGGUUCUCGCAAGUACCAUUUAACUUGGACAUGGCUAAGAUACUUCAAAAAUGACCGGGACCGACGAGACAUGAUCACUUGUGGUGCGGCUGCUGGUGUAGCUGCUGCCUUUCGUGCUCCAGUUGGUGGUGUCCUGUUUGCCCUAGAAGAGGCAGCUUCAUGGUGGCGGAGUGCUCUUCUUUGGAGGACAUUUUUCACAACAGCAGUAGUCGCCAUAGUUUUGAGAGCUUUCAUACAAUAUUGUUCCACAGGAAAAUGUGGACUAUUUGGCCAAGGAGGUCUUAUAAUGUAUGAUGUCAGUUCUGCCACGUCAACAUAUAGUGGCCCAGAUAUAUUAGCAGUAAUCUUCCUAGGAAUUAUUGGAGGCAUUCUUGGAAGCAUAUAUAACUAUUUUGUGGACAAGGUCCUUCGUACGUAUAGCAUCAUCAACGAAAGAGGUGCUGUUUCCAAGAUCUUACUAGUUAUCGCCAUCUCCCUCUUGACAUCGUGUUGUUCUUUUGGGCUGCCAUGGCUUGCAAAGUGCAUCUCUUGCCCCACAGACCUGACAGUGAGCUGCCCCACCGUUGGUGAAUCUGGAAACUAUAAAGGCUUCCAGUGCCCGACAGGGUACUACAACGACCUUGCCUCCCUCUUUCUAAACACUAAUGAUGAUGCCAUUCGCAACCUAUUCAGCACUAGUACCAAGAAUGAAUUUCAUAUCUCCAGUCUUUUCAUCUUCUUUGGUGCUAUCUACUGCCUUGGAAUUAUCACUUAUGGCAUUGCUAUUCCCGCUGGUCUCUUUAUCCCUGUCAUACUAGCUGGAGCUUCCUAUGGUCGUCUUGUUGGGAGAUUGUUUGAAUCAAUCUCUACCCUUGACAUGGGUCUCUAUGCCCUUCUUGGAGCUGCAUCCUUUCUUGGUGGAACCAUGAGAAUGACAGUUUCCCUGUGUGUUAUAUUGCUUGAGCUCACCAAUGAUUUAUUAUUGCUUCCCCUUGUUAUGUUGGUUCUUCUAAUCUCAAAAACUGUGGCUGAUAACUUCAACAAGGGUGUCUAUGACCAAAUACUGAAAAUAAAGGGAUUGCCUUACUUGGAUGCCCAUGCAGAACCUUACAUGAAGCAUUUGGUUGCACGUGACGUUGUUUCGGGUCCAUUGAUCACCUUUUCUGGUGUUGAAAAGGUGGGGAACAUAUUACAUGCUUUGAAAACAACAGGGCAUAAUGGGUUCCCCGUGAUUGAUGAACCGCCUUUCUCAGAUGCACCAGAAUUGUGCGGGGUUGUUUUGAGGUCUCAUUUGCUAGUUUUGCUGAAGGGAAAGAAUUUUUCAAAGGAUAGGGUGGUUACUGGAGCUGAUGUGUUUCAAAGAUUUGCUGCAUUUGAUUUUUCCAAGGCAGGGUCUGGUAAGGGAAUCAAACUUGAGGAUCUAGAUAUUGAAGAGGAAGAGAUGGAGAUGUAUGUUGAUCUUCAUCCUAUCACCAAUGCAUCUCCAUACACAGUGGUCGAGACGAUGUCGCUGGCCAAAGCCGCAAUUCUCUUUCGGCAACUUGGUCUCAGGCACAUGUGUGUUGUACCAAAGAGCCAAGGGAGGCCUCCAAUUGUUGGUAUUCUGACACGGCAUGACUUCAUGCGAGAGCACAUAUUGGGACUCAAUCCUCAAUACAACGAGUAGAUCAACUGAAUGGUCGUGUGUCAUGUUACAAGUUCUAGUGUUGGAUUCUAUACAUACUUGUAUCAUGCUCGUGACGACUUUAUUUUAAAGCCAAAUAUGCUCGUUCGUAUUA